AUUAGAGGUGGAUAUAACAUCGGUUUAAUAUUCGCUUUUCAAAACAAGUAAGCAACGUCAUUAAAUGUUCUGAAAUUCGGAAGUUACAAAGCUAUAGCGCCAGGCUAAGCUAACGAUUGAUACGUUUUGGACAAGUCUCAACUUUUAUCACAAGCCACGUUUGUUGAUAGAAAGACAAUAAAGACUGAAAAACUGAUAAAAUAUUGAUAGUUUUCUUACGAGCAUAACGACGAGGACCUGCGAGGCGCAAUUUUGCCGCGACGGAGAUGCAUUUGAAAGAAUGCCAAUAGAAUCAUGCUGAUGGGAAUUUUGAAUGAUGUGUUUUUAUGCAGGAAGGUCAAGUAUGUUUCGAACAAGUGUUUUCAAAUAACAUAGAAUUCGACACUCACAGGAUGGGUACGAAAGACUCGAACGAUAUUGAUGAUGUAUCAGACGAGGGCAGCAUUGCCUCACUGGAAACCAGCAGCUCUUCGUCAAGUUCAGCAGCGAUUGACUUGCCUGCUGACUGGGAGGUCGCUAUUGCUGAUGACAAAGGUCGACUGUACUACAUUGACAAUGAAAAGAAGGUGACAAGUUGGUGCCCACCAACAAAAUCUUGGAAGUGUUGCUAUGGCCUGCCGUGUGGAUGGGAGAUUGCAAUUGACAGCAAGCACUUUCUGUACUAUAUUAACCACAGCUCCCUACUCACAACAUAUAAACAUCCAAACUAUGACAACAAGCAGUUUGAAUCCCUUCACCAGGCAUUUCAAGCAAAACGAAGGAAAGUCUGCAUCAAAAGAAGUCUACGUGAUGUGUUUUGUCAUCGCAGUUUCUACUUUCUAUGCAUCUCAGGUUUCGGUUUCGUCGCUGGAAGUGAGAAGCCAGUUAUAAUUCGAUCUGUUGUGGCUGGUAGUCCUGCAGAUGGCCAGCUUUCGGCGAAUGAUCAGUUGUUCAGUAUAAAUGGGCAGAUAUCAUACAAUCUUCCACAGCCGCAAGUAAUCAGCAUGAUAAGGUCAUGCACUGAUGUAUUAGAAAUGGAGGUCAUUGCGACGGAAGAUAUCCAAGAUGUUCGUAAUCAGGGAAGUCUCAAGUCUGCAUUAAUGAGUCGUGCCACAAGAGAAAGACGAAAAUCUUGCCCUGUCUCUGUUCGAUUUGAAGAAAAACCAGAAGUCUUGUCGAUCUCCACACCCAGUGUAUUGAGUGUUAACAUCAUAAAACAGAUGAUUCCGAACGUCCUUAAGAUUUACCUUGAAAAUGGCCAAACAAAGUCUUUUCAGUAUAGCACAGAAACUACAGUCAAGGAAAUAUUUGAAUCGUUGCUGGAUAGACUGCAGAUCAAAGCUUGGAGACAUUUUGCACUGGUUAUGAUAGGCCCAUACCGAAACCAGACAAUAUUCUUGCAACCAGAAGAUAAAGUAACCCAGAUUGUCAAUAAAAAGGUUUUCUCUCGCUGGGAGUGCAGGCUAGAGCUUUGCUUCAUCCCAGAUGAUGCAUACGAACUUUUGAACGAAGAUCCUGUGGCAUUUGAUUACUGGUAUCAACAGACAUGCAACAGUGUUGUUAAAGGACACUUCGGUCUCGAUCUCAAAUUUGAUGCAGUUAUGCGGUUGGCUGCACUUCAAAUUCACACUGCAAUGACCGUUGAAAACGAAGAGGCAAAAUUUACACUAAAAGAUGUUUCCAAGGAAUAUGGUGGACUUGAUGACUUUCUACCAAUUGGUAUCGUCCAGAACUUCAAAAAGAAAGAUAUCAAAAAAUCUUUAAGUAGUCAGUUAAAAUCUCUUUCAAGGAUCGCAUUCCCUGGACAGAAGUUGACACCACUGCAGGCGAAGCUUCAUUACCUGAAAAUUGCAAGCCAGAACAUUACAUUUGGUGGUAAAAUAUUCGCAGCAAAUUUAUUCAAUCACAACAGUGGAUCGGAUUCAUCAACAGAUAUGUCAAUGGAUGUCUCUGAUGUCCUUAUCGGCCCAUCUAAAGGCAUUUGUACUCUUUUUACCGAUACUGGAAAUGUGCUGCAGCACCUCGCUGACUUUGCAGACGUUACAGGUAUCGUUGUGACGUCACACUUGCUGAAUAAACAUCAUUUGAAAAUAUUCAUACAGGGCAAAAAAGCCAUCUCAUUUAUCGUCAGUCCACAAGAUGCCGAUGACAUGGCCUUUUUCAUUGAAAGGUAUUAUAAAAUUAAAACUGAAGAAGCUCCUGAUCUUCCUAUCUACAACCUUUCGCAGACAGUACCACGAUAUAAAGCACCAAAAGACACCAGAGCUCCAAACUACCUCGGUGAACAUGCUGUUGUCCCUUCAACUUGGAGUUACCUUGAAGAUGUCAUUCCCACACUUUGGCUAAAUAACAGCUCAGUGGAUCAGAGCUCGCCAAGGAGUAUCAGCACUAAAGUUGACCUUGCAAGUGGACCCCCUCAGUACAACGCUGGGAAGUCUUAUGACCGAUCAAGCUUCGCUCCGUUUCGACCAAAACCUGCAGUUGACUCGUUUAUCAGGGAAUUGAGCAUCCGAAACAAAAAGAAGAAACCGGUUGAUCAAAGAAACAUGAAAGAGGAACAAUCUCCAAUUAAAACCGUAGGACAUUUUGAUACGACUCUGUUUGGCAAAGACUCUAGUCCACAGAGUAGGCUUUCCGACACUUCUGAAACACUGGAGGAGGCGAGCCCACAACUGACCAGACAUAUUAUAACAUGCAGUAUGAGUUCAGACGAGGAAAGCUCUGACGACGAGGAAUUAUCGGACCUUGCCAAAAAAAUCAAUAGAUCAGGAACAGUGGCGAAAUUUCUUAAAAAUAAGGAGAAAAACAAAAGAAAUGGAGAUACUAUCGAUGGUCAAUUUGAUCAUAACGAAGAUGAGGAAGAUUCCGGCUGGCGGACAGACACAUCAUCCAACACGGGCAGUCUUGGUCGAUCAAAUCCUUGGGGAACAUUUUCUGAAGAGGACUUCUCCGAUAAGGACUCAAGUAAGCUAUUUACAGAUUCAGAAAGUGUGCUUUCACAUAAAGAUGAGUUAUCUGAUUCUGAAAAUCAAGAACAAAAUCAUAACUACCGAGUUAACUCUGAUAUAUUGACGACACAGUUGCAUAAACUAGAUACUAUCGAAGAGAGCGGAUCGUUCACUACAAAGUCGGACAAACCUAGCUUAAUCAGAGAAAACAGCCACUCCCUGGACAAAUAUCUUGUAAAUAAACUAGACGCCCUUGAAAAAGCGGAAGACAGUCCCCUGCGUGAUCUGCCUUCAGACAAUGAUGAAAGGCCUGUUCCUUUGUUGCGACCUUUGAGUCAGAUUUCAGAUGAAGUUUUUGAUUCAGAAUCUCCAGUUGACGCCGGCAAUGGAGUUGAAGAUUCAAAGGGGCUUGAUUCGUCACCUCUCUCUUUGAGCCCAGAGCCAAGUCUUGACAAAUUUCGUGCAAUCAGUGAUAGCCCUAUUCCCCAACCAGAAUGGGAAGUUGAUGAAUUUGACAUUUCGACUGAUGCACACAGUAAUGAAGAUCGCCCACAAAGCAUCAAUCUAGAUGACUUGAAUAUUUAUAUACCUGCUCCCCCGAAGAACACAACACGGGCGAUUAGCCCACGAGAACUAGUUAUUCCAUCACCACCUCACGAUUUUGCAGGCGACACAGAAGCUCUGUUUGAUUAUGAGGGUGAGUCUUCUGAGUUUAAGGUUUAUUUGCAAGAAUCUCCAGAAAGCAAAAGUUCCUCAACAAGAAGCUCGUCUUCAGAGGAGGUUAUCGAAUUUAUGCAUAGUGAAGAUGCAACGGAUGAAAGUACAGCAAAAGAGGGAAGAAUUUCACCGCCAAGUGAGUCACCAGAUGAAGAAGUUGAAUUCAUGACCCCAGAUAAAAUCACCAAUGUAAGGAUUUAUCAAAAUGACAUCAAUGAUUCAGCGAAAGAAGAGUUAAAAGAAAAUGUUGUGAAAAAAGAAAAUAUUUGUGAAUGCGACGUUGAACCUUCUAGACGGACAAAAGAAAAAUUUAACUCACUGCCCAUAUUGCGAAAAAGCCAUAGUGUUAAUGAGAGUGAUUGCUCUUCAUUUUCUACUUCGGCUAUUGCAGAGGAAGGGGAAAUUAAAUAUCCCGGAGUAAGAAGGCAAACAGAGCCUCUUGUUUUACCACUUAUUCUACCAAAGAGCCCAAGCUUGGAACUAAAAAAUGAGAGGGUUGCUUCUCCUGUGUUUUUCUCACUUCAGAACAUUCCAUCAGAUUCUAAUCCAGGCCCGUUUCAACAGUUUGCUACAAGCACCAAUCUCGAAAAGACAGACAGACUCAUUCUGCCAUCAACUCCUCUUUCUCUGAGAAGAAAUCAAUUCACCACACUAUGCAGUGCAGAUAAUAUUGCCAAGACACACAGCUUACCAAAUAGUUUUUCAUUUAACGAGUUCAAUGGUUAUAUGGACGAAUGUAAAGAUUCAAUUUCAAAAUGUGAGCAAUUUGAAGAGGAACUUUGUGCGCUUAUCGAAGAAAACAAACGCGCUGAUCGAAAGAGUUUUGAAGGGGAUGAUCCAGAAAGAGGAUCAUUUAUUGAAGUCAUGCGUACCGGAGCUAGGUCAUUGCUAAAUAGAACAAAAGACCUUGUUACGAUGGCAACCAGUGGUAACAUCAAAGGCCUGCACAUUUUUGUACGGUCAUCUAAACACGAAAUCGAGAAUCUUGUUGUUGCUAUGACAACAGUAAAGAACAGUGUAACACUUGCAACUCUUAUAAAGGACGUGGUAGUGGGAUAUAAGGAAGUUAUUUCACAUCUAAAGAAGGGCACUGGCAAACCUUUGACUGAUCCAGAGAUUGUCAAAUUAAUGGAAAAAACGAACGAACUUAGCUUUUCAUCAAAUAUCUUGGUUCGUGGUCUACGCUCAUAUUGACUUAAGACUUGUAUUUCUCAAAUUCCCACUCUAUUAAAACUAAUUUCAGCGAAAACAAAAAUCAUUUGCUUUUUAGGUUAUUAAAUGGCUUAGAAGAAUUCAAUUUCGAUUUUCCUUGCGGUUUUACAAUUUACUAUCAAUUUUGUUUAAUUUGGGUUUUUCAAUGCAUUAAAUCUUCAUAUGUUGCAUAAAAAGCAGGCCAAGCAAAUUGUGAAAAACGAAAUAAUCAUGGUAACAUUACUCACUUGGUCUGAAUAAUAUAAAAAGUAAAAGGUUCUGAAGGUAACAACAGCUAUUCCAAACUGUAUUUAUUUAAAGCAUGAAAAAUAUCUCUGCUUAAUGUAUAAUUUUGCUUUCGAAAUUCAGUCUAUUAAUUCUAUUGGUUUUGAUGAGGGUUUGAAGUAUUCAGUUCUUAUAAGAAGAGAUCUUCAUGAAAAAUUGUUUUUUAGUUUUGUGAAAGUUAUGAUUAUGAUUAUUAUUGAUAAUUUUCAAUAGUUUUUAUGUGCCGAAUAUAUUCCUGUAUAAGCCAAACUUUUUAAGCAAUUUUUUUGCAACAAAAGUCCAUUUUCAGUGUAUUGGAACAAUUAUUGACAAAUACAAAUUUAUGCCCCUUUAUUUUCUAUUCUGUUGGUGAUGCUGUGUGGAUGCGAAACUCAGCUAUAAACUUUGUCAAAAACUCAACUUAAGUUAUUUAUUUAAGAUGAAAGUUUCAUAAUUUGUUUUAAUAAAAUAUUUUUUAAUUUUUAGACUUUAUUUAAAUCCCUAAUGCAAAAUUUGCCCUUGCUUUUACACAAAAUCACAAUUUUGAUGUCUCUAUCCAAAAUGUCCCCUUUUGGAUUAUACACAAGAAGGCUUAUACAUGAGUACAUACCUUGGUAAAAUAGAUAUAAACACUCGCAAGGAAGUUAAUUUUGUAUACCAAAUAUUUGUAAAUAAGUUUCUCAAGUGCAUUCAAAGUUGUAUGAUUUUUAGAAUAAUGAAUUUUGUAUGAUAUUUAGAUUUAGACUUUCCACCUGAAAAUUUUAUUUAUAAUUGGAAAACAUUUAUAAAAUCAAUUAUGGUAUAUCAGAAAUAAAUUUUCACGAAUUCUCUUGCAUUCUAUAAAAAUUUACUUGGAUUCCAGAGAAAAUAUGUGCUGUUCUCCCAUUUCCCUGUCACACUGGGAAGCUUGACUCCUGUUCUUGGAGGUCAGGAAAAACAGUGGGUUGAGAUAAACAUUGGUUUACAGUCAAUUCCAACAUGUAAUUAUAGGAAGGAGGUGGAGGUGUAGGAUGCAGUUUAAGUAUGGUUGGAAAUGAUUGCAUAGAAUGAUUACAUAAAUCAAGCGUGGGUUAAUAAAAUGAGAAUGUGGGGUCUUAAAAAAUAAAGAAAAUAAACAGAAGCAGGGCUCUAACUUCUGACCUCAGAGUUCUGUUAUAAUUUAAAAAGUUGUUUACAGCACAAGAUUUCACUCUAACCAUUUUUGCAAUCCUUAUACAUAUACUUUGAAAAGAAAAUUCAUAAAUUCCAUUCAAGGUGCAUAAAUGCCAUUGAAUCACUGUGUUUUAACAACUCUGCAAAAUGCAGACUUUUUACUUGUUGUGUGUGCUAAGUCCAAACAGGUCAGAUGUAAUGAUGAGAAAAGUAUUAUGAGAUAAUUGAAUAGCUGGCAACUGCAAAAACACAUUUUUAAAAUUAUCUUUCUGCCCUUUCCAAAUCCCAUAAGAAAUAGAUUUAUCCACUUUUUAAGCAUCCAGAUAAAAAGUUCAAAAUUUAAUAAGGCCACUUAUUUGAAUCUAUCCACUGGCCUGAUAUGAUGAAUAUUUGCACCUUGGAAAGUUUGCUGGAAGGUGAAAUGCAGCAACAAUAUUUUUGAGGCAAUUUUCAUAACAUGAAAGUAGAGGAUUGAUGUAACAUAAAAAGUCAAAGAAAAUUCAUGAAAUAUUUGAUGGUUUUAG
Rhopilema esculentum is the source of this 6775-nucleotide messenger RNA. RefSeq lists its product as uncharacterized. NCBI's taxonomy places the organism in Eukaryota, Metazoa, Cnidaria, Scyphozoa, Rhizostomeae, Rhizostomatidae. Gene Ontology annotation, molecular function: protein binding. The record is from RefSeq and is a predicted model, not a curated record. Gene Ontology annotation, cellular component: cytoskeleton.